Molecule: messenger RNA, 375 nt
Organism: Paramuricea clavata
Lineage: Eukaryota; Metazoa; Cnidaria; Anthozoa; Malacalcyonacea; Plexauridae
Source: the annotation of a GenBank genome assembly
AUGACGUUCACAAACGUACUUGGAGAACUCCUUCAAUCAUGGAAAAGUCGAUAUUCUAAAAAGAACGUACACAAAACCAUCAACAUCAAGCAUGAAUACAUAGAGUUCUUACAGCAUACUGAUUUCCGAAGAGAUCUGAAAAUAUGUUAUCCUGAUUUGGUUGCAUCCAUUGGACAUAAAUAUGGUCAUAUAGAGCUCAAAGGUCCAGCUUGCCAAGUUGUAGACGUGACUGUCAUAAUAAAUAAGCAACUACAUAGAAUUUGUGAGAAGCAGUUAACGUUAUCUCAGUCAGACUUAGUUUGGAAUAUUGUUGCGAGGAAUCGAUGGAGUGAGUAUUUCGCCAGACAACUUGGUAAAGAAAACAUAAAAGCUAAA